Arachis stenosperma is the source of this 980-nucleotide messenger RNA. Its product is annotated as agamous-like MADS-box protein MADS2. Gene Ontology annotation, molecular function: RNA polymerase II cis-regulatory region sequence-specific DNA binding; DNA-binding transcription factor activity, RNA polymerase II-specific; protein dimerization activity. The transcript has 8 exons. The record is from RefSeq and is a predicted model, not a curated record. Bases 1 to 744 code for a protein of 247 amino acids. Gene Ontology annotation, biological process: positive regulation of transcription by RNA polymerase II. Gene Ontology annotation, cellular component: nucleus. Lineage: Eukaryota; Viridiplantae; Streptophyta; Magnoliopsida; Fabales; Fabaceae.
AUGGGAAGGGGAAGAGUGGAACUGAAAAGAAUAGAGAACAAGAUAAACAGGCAGGUGACGUUUGCAAAGAGGAGGAAUGGACUUCUCAAGAAAGCUUAUGAGCUUUCUGUUCUGUGUGAUGCUGAAGUUGCUCUUAUCAUCUUCUCUAACCGCGGAAAGCUUUAUGAGUUUUGUAGCAGCAAUAGCAUGCUCAAAACACUUGAAAGGUACCAAAAAUGUAGCUAUGGUGCGGUGGAAGUCAACAAACCUGCCAAAGAGCUUGAGAACAGUUACCGUGAGUAUCUAAAACUGAAAGCAAGAUUUGAAUCUCUUCAAAGGACUCAGAGGAACCUUCUUGGGGAAGACUUAGGUCCAUUAGGCACCAAAGAGCUUGAGCAGCUUGAGCGUCAACUUGAUACAUCUCUCAGGCAAGUCAGGUCUACUAAGACUCAAUUCAUGCUGGACCAGUUAGCUGAUCUGCAAAACAAGGAACAGAUUCUGGUGGAAGCAAACAGAUCUUUAACCAUGAAGCUGGAGGAAAUCAAUUCAAGAAACCAGUACCGGCAACCGUGGGAGGCCGGCGAACAAAGCAUGCAAUAUGGUACACAGAAUGCUCACUCUCAAGGCUUUUUCCAGCCUCUGGAAUGCAAUCCCACAUUGCAGAUAGGUCCUGAUUACAGGUACAACCCUGUAGCUUCAGAUCAGAUAACAGCAACAACUCAGGCUCAACAAGUGAAUGGAUUUGUUCCUGGAUGGAUGCUUUGAGCUAAGGCUCAUCAAAUCAAAAUAUAUUUAGGUGCCUACAUAAAAACAAACACCUUAGGUGUAAAAGACAAAAAUGCCUCUUGGUGUUUCACAAUCAAUGUGUAAAUGCUGGAAUGUGCUUUUGUUUUAUUUUGUUUUGGUAUAAAAAACAGAUGUGGCUGGCUUAAAACUCUGACCAUAGACAUAUGGCAAUGUAAGAAGUCAUAGACUCUUUGAAUGAGAACAUUAUCUGAAUG